Durusdinium trenchii is the source of this 1028-nucleotide messenger RNA. The record is from the annotation of a GenBank genome assembly. Lineage: Eukaryota; Dinophyceae; Suessiales; Symbiodiniaceae.
ACCGUGGCGCGCUCGAGGCAUAACACAGUUGCAGGUGAGACUCGGUGAGACAGUUGACAGGAAACUCUCGGAGACUGGGGGGAGGGAGAAGGUGGACGUAUUUCGUGGCGCGGCAGAGAGUUCAAAGAUCUCCAAAGCCGCUUUCCUCCACCGGACUCCCGACUCGGAGGCGUCGAAACCGAGGAGUAAGGUCGAUCGAUCUGCUAGCCAUGUCUAGGGGAGCAACCACAACCAGGCGGUCCUAAUUCUUAACCUAGCCUAGCCAAGCCUUCCUGUUGCUACUUGAGGGACUCAGUCCUAAUUAGUGUUCCAAAAAUGGUCCUCGCAACGGCGAAGAGAGAGAGAGAGGCCUGAGAUUGGCCUCCCCAACGGCCUUCCUCGAGCUCCGCAGUGCUCAAGCGGCAACGCGCCGCAAUCCGCGCCGCCAUCCGCGCCGCAACGCGCCUCCCCGCCGCCGCACGGCUCCAGUUUCGCUCAUUUGGAUCGGGUCCGACACAUUUUCAAGGCGAUGGAGACUUCAAUUGUGAUCGAAGCAUUCGGAAAGAGUUUCUGCUGUGAUCUUCGGCUGAGCUCCUUGGAUUUGCAGCUCACCGCCUUACAGAGCGUCUUGUCCAUCUUGGAGCACGCCAUCCGAGCAUCAGGUCGAGCGGAAGACCAAAGCUUCCUGCAGCUCCAAGUCGACGAGGUCGAGGAGUUGCGUCAACGACUCUUCGCGGAGUCGAUUCAAGUGGCGGUCCCUGAGUGUGAAGAGGAGCUGUUGGAGAUAGAGGACCUCUUCGAGGAGAAGAAAGCGCUGAGCCCACCGAGUAAAGCGAUGCUGAGCCCGCUGAGUCACAUGAGUGAGGUUGCACCACGUAACUUGCCAGGCAUGACGUUCGAGGAGGAGAUGUUUUUCAGUUGUUCCAGCUCUACUUCUUCCACCUCGAGUUCACCUGAAGUUGACCCCGACGGUUCGACCGCUGCGCCAGCACGACGAGCACGACGACACACUUGGGGAUUCUCCCUGUCUGCCAAGCCGGUGAAAGACA